ACCAUACGUCUGAUUGAGGUAGAUCAGACGACAGUUCCUUUGCCUACUACUUUACCCACGACUACAGUUCCACCGCCCACUACUGAGACCACCUGUGAUCCCUUCAACACCGGGCGCUCUCACCACCAGCCAAGCUGAUGCGGCGACUACGUUAUUAUCAACCAGUGGCGUGCAUUGGUCUACGCCGCCACACCACACCGUACCAGAAGAAGGCUCUGGAGGGGUUAACGUUACUUCAGCAACAAAUUCUUCAUCAAUCACCCCUAUAACGCCCUCUAACAAAACCAGCGAUCCAGCAGUGUCCGUCUUUACCCAUCAAACUACUACAGAAUUCGAAUACAACAUCUCCAAAAUAACAACGCCUUCUGCCCUCACUAGUAACUCAUCACACACAGAUAUUACACCAACAGUUACACCUCUUUCCUCCACAUCACUUCCCACAAACCAGAGUAUCCAUACAACCUCCAUGCUACAUAAUUUGUCCAAAACGAGUAUUCCGUCAACUGACAAACCCCAAUCAACAAAACCCCCGCCCGUGGCCUGCCCUCCUGACGUUACAGUGAUCCACCGGGACAACGUGAGCUUUCCCUGGGUGACAGACGACGGGGGGACAGUCUCACCCUAACCCUCACGUGGCCUGAGACUACAUUGGGAAGAAAUGCUUACUCCAUAGAGAGAUGCCCUUCAUGGUCUGAGAAUGCUGGUCGCCGCCGAGGCCGAAGGCGAUGUAGGCGGGACGGGACGUGGGGACGCCCGGUACCUAUCAGCUGUGAUAUCGGACUGGAGGAGCUCGCACAGAGACCCGUGACACAUCUGAACGUGGAGGAAGUGGCCAGUACAGUUCAGAUCUUCACAAUGACUCCACAGGAUCUUUACAUUCAUGACGUCAUCCACACGGCUGAGGUGUUAGAGGCAGUUGUAAAUACAAAUGACACAGUUUCUGAGGAGGUAGGGCAGUCUGUGAUGACCAGCAUCAGUCAGCUGAUGAACGUCAACACGGAGACACUGAUAGAAGGGCACGUCGUGGAUAACGUCACCAACAGGAUCCUGAACACACUGGAGACCCUAUCCAAUCGCGUGACUCCAUCCGACCCGGACCAGUCACUGACCAUGGUCGAGUCGAACCUAUGCAUGCAGGUUCUAGAUAUCAACUUGACUCAGACUUUUCCCGGACACGGAUUUUUGGCCCUGGCCCUCUCAGCUGGACAGGACGGGUCCUUCACAGAGGCGUCGGUAGAGGGCGUCGCCGGCGCGGACAACGUUCACAUAGGAGAGGUGGACGCAGCGAUUCACAUCCCUCCUGAUCUCGUGGACUAUCUCAACACUUUACCCAACCGACCCGAGCGUGACAUCGUGAGGCUGACCUUCACGAUCUUCCAGAACAGCAGGCUGUUCCAAACGACAGCAGAGCACACCGAGGACAACCAAGACACAGCAGGAUACCGCCGUGCCGUGAACAGCCGGGUUGUGGCCAGCAGUGUGGCUGGCCUGUCUGUCCGGGAUCUGGCCAUUCCCAUACAGACCAGCUUCAAACCCAUCGUGACUGACCAACAUACGAACAACACGGAGUGUGUGUACUGGGACUUCGGCUUGUCGCUCGGUAAGGGCGGCUGGUCUACCGAGGGGUGCUGGCAGAACAGGACGGAGGAGGGCAGAGUCGUCUGCUACUGUGAUCACCUCACCAACUUUGCUGUCCUCAUGGACAUCUACGGCCAGGGCGACCCGCUGUCGGCUGCUGACGUGUUCGCUCUUGACAUCAUCAGUAAGAUCGGCUGUAGUCUCUCCAUCGCCGGGCUGAGUUUUACCCUGCUGACGGCAGCAGUCUUCAGGCGUUUUCGGAGCUCUAACCCGCAGAUCAUCCUGAUCCAGCUGUCCAUCGCGCUCCUGGGCGUCCUCAUCACCUUCCUGGCCGGGAUCGACCGCGUGGAUCCCUCCGCGGGGUGCAUCGCCGUGGCCGCCUGUCUGCACUACUUCCUCCUGGCCGGGAUGAUGUGGAUGGCGGUGGAAGCCUUCUCCAUGUACAUGGCCUUCGUCAAGGUCAUGUCCGCGCACAUCUCAAGAUUCGUCCUCAAGGUGUCACUCGUGGCAUGGGGUGUACCCCUAAUUAUUGUGGUAGUGACCCUAGCUGUGGACGUGGACCAUUAUCGUGGUGGAGACAAGUACUGCUGGAUGGCGCUUACGCCCUUGUACUACGCGUUCAUGCUGCCGGCCGGUCUGAUCGUCCUCUUCAACCUGGUGGUCUUCAUACUCAUCGUUAAAGAACUUUACUGCAAAAGAACGAAGUCUGCCAUCACCCUCCGGAAGUCCAAAAAGGUUACCGGGUCCCCAACGCCGAGACACAAGGAGACUCUCCAACGUUUCCGAGUGGCGGUCGCGAUCUUCGUGGUGCUCGGCCUCACCUGGGCCUUCGGCUUCCUGGCUAUCUCCGGCGCCAGGACCGUCUUCGCUUACCUGUUCUGUAUCUUCAACUCUCUGCAGGGUUUCUUGAUCUUCAUCUUCUUCUGCGUGCGUCAGAAGGAGGUGCGUGACCGCUGGUUCUUCCUGUGCGCCGCCUGCUUCAACCGCCAGUACAGCUUCAGCGAGGUGAUGGUCAGCCGCUCCAUGGACUCCAACAGUAACCUGCGCACUCCGGGCAGCACGCCAGCAAUCGGCAGAAAGUCAAAACCAAACGGAGUCAAGGCCCCCUACCCUCACCAGAACGGCGGCAAGAUGAUGAUGAACGGCACCACAGCCAGUCACAGCAGCGCCACCAUGCGGAGCAGCAACAACUACAACACCUACACCUACAGGAACAAGGGGUACAAGGCUGACACCAUCUCUACCAGCAGCAAGUCUACUACUGAUGGGGCAGAGGACAUGCAACCUGACACUGUGUGAAGGAACGUCACUGUUUAAACGCCUAGGGAAGGAUUGUAGUGUGGUGGCAGUGAAGGCAGCCUGGUGCUGCUAUAAGCAUUGUAGCUAGAGGUUUGGGGUAAAGGUUUGGGGGAAAUUCAAUGGGGUUGUGGCAGUUCUAUGAAUGAGACUAGCAUGUAACAUUAGAUCUGCUAAAAGUCCAACUUCUUGAAGGAGCUAUUAGGUUAAACAUUUAUUUAUGUAUAUACGUUUAUUAGUACCUUCGAUGACAGUAUCUUUGCUACCUUACAGAAUUUUGACAAUAAUAAGUUUAUAUUUGCCUGAAUUCCAUUAUAUAAGCAAUACCUCUGUAUACCUACUGACAUAAGGAUGUAGAUAAACUAGUGAACAUGGUUCCAUCAGUUAACAUGUUAAUGUUGAGUUUUAACCCAAAAUCGUUUCAACUGAAAAAGGGACCAAAUCAAUAAGCCUGUAAGCAGUUAACCCUGAGAUGUUGGGAACUUGUUAUAUGUUGUAAGAUUAGUGACGUAUAAUACAUAACACAUUGUACAGAAGUGUUAUGCAUAUUACAGGUUGUUGUGUUAUGGUGUUAUGCUUAUCACUAAGUUAUGAAAUACCAGAGUAAUGGAUAAUGCACACCUCCAAAGAUGACUGUGCUACGACAAUGCAGCAUUUGCAAUAUUUCAUUUGUAUUAAAAAAUUGGGUACAU
Branchiostoma belcheri (Belcher's lancelet) is the source of this 3566-nucleotide messenger RNA. Its product is annotated as adhesion G-protein coupled receptor G2-like. Gene Ontology annotation, cellular component: membrane. The transcript is spliced from 15 exons. The record is from RefSeq and is a predicted model, not a curated record. Gene Ontology annotation, molecular function: G protein-coupled receptor activity. The coding region runs from base 856 to 2877 and encodes 673 amino acids. Lineage: Eukaryota; Metazoa; Chordata; Leptocardii; Amphioxiformes; Branchiostomatidae. Gene Ontology annotation, biological process: cell surface receptor signaling pathway; G protein-coupled receptor signaling pathway.